Messenger RNA from Elephantulus edwardii (Cape elephant shrew), 3627 nucleotides. It is a transcript of the gene MMRN1, whose product is annotated as multimerin 1. The record is from RefSeq and is a predicted model, not a curated record. The transcript has 8 exons. Lineage: Eukaryota; Metazoa; Chordata; Mammalia; Macroscelidea; Macroscelididae. The coding region runs from base 1 to 3627 and encodes 1208 amino acids. Gene Ontology annotation, molecular function: calcium ion binding; protein binding; extracellular matrix constituent conferring elasticity.
AUGAAGAAAGCAAGCCUAUUUGUUCUACUUUCUAGUUUAUGGAGUGGAGGCCUUGGAGUUAACAGCACUACUUAUACUUGGACUACACCUAAGGAUGAACCUUCCCUGAAGGACUUGACUACUGUUUCAGUUGCUCUAAAUAAAACACAAAGUCUUCAAAUAGUACCUACCACUGAGAUCAUAUCUGCUGAGACACCUACAACUCCUGAGGCAAGAACCUCUGAUAAAAGUCUUCUGAAAUCAACAUUACUUCCUUCAAAGACAAGUGAACCUCAGAAACUUGAGAAAAACUCAACUCUCACAUCCAAAGCCAAUGCAGAAGUGGUAAAGUUUCACACUCUUGCUCUCCUGAGCAAUUCUAGCACCAGAUUGAAUCCUGGGGCAGAAUCAGUGGUACUCUCCAACUCAACACUGAAAUUUCUUCAGAGCUUUGCCAGAAAGUCGAAUCAACAAAGUCUUAACUCAACUGAAAGUGCAGGAAAUGAAUCCCUGCAGAGGAUGCAUCUCAGCAGCAGAAGCCAAAGAACUGACCAUCAGAGACCAAAUUUCGAAUCAACUAGAGGAAAGAAUUGGUGUGCUUAUGUACAUACCAGACUCUCUCCCACAGUGAUAUUGGACAACCAGGUGACUUAUGUUCCAAGUGGGACAGGAUCCUGUGGUUGGCCCAGAGGACUCUGUGCCCAGAGGUCUAAGAAAAUAUCAAAUCCUGUCUAUAGAAUGCAACAUAAAAUUGUUACUUCAUUGGAUUGGAAGUGCUGUCCUGGGUUCAGUGGUCCAAAAUGUCAGAAAAAAGUCCAGGAACAACAGCAACUGAUACACAGCAACCAGGCUGAGAGUCACACAGCUGUUGGCAACAGGACUGCCACUCUGCAGCAGCAAGAAGACUGUGGUGACCCAGCUGUAAUGCAAAAAUUGACUGAGCAGAUGACCCACCAGGCAACAAAGCUGACUUUGCUGCAGAAGAAGAUUGAUAAUAUUUCUUUGGCAGUGAAUAAUGUAAAAAACACAUACUCUUCUUUAGAAAGCAAAAUCAAUGAAGAUAAAAGUAAGGAAUUUCAAUCUUUCCUAAAAGGCCUAAAAUCCAAAAGUAUUAAUGACAUGGUGAAGAACAUAGUAAGAGAACAAUUUAAAAUUUUUCAAAACGACAUGCAGGAGACUGUAGCCCAGCUUUUCAAGACUGUAUCUAGUUUAUCAGAAGACCUCGAAAGCACUAAGCAACUAAUUCGGCAAGUUAAUGAAUCCGUGGUUUUAAUAGAAGUCCAACAAAAGUCUGCUUUAAUGCAAGAAAAUAGACCCACUCUAACUGAUAUCCUGGAUCUAAAAAACCGCAUUGUGAAUGUGAGACAAGAAAUGGCUUUUCAAUUUGAAAAGCCCAUUAAAGAACUAGAAGCAAAGCAGACUCAUUUAGAAGGUGCACUGGACCAAGAACACUCCAGAAACAGCCUAUACUAUGAAAGUCUCAACAAAACUCUUUCUAAAAUGACAGAAGUUCAUGAGAGACUUGUACCAACUGAGCAAAUAUCAAAUCAGAAGACUGCUGUUGCAGAGUCAGUCAGCAAUAAUGUCACUGAGUACAUGUCUGUUUUGCAUAAGCACCUACAGAAGCAGGAUUUGAUGAUGUUGCAAAUGGUUGAAGAUUUGCGCACCCAAGACAGCAAGAUAAACAAUCUCACCAUCACUUUAGAACUAGAGAAAACAUCAGUCCGGGGUGAAUGUGAAGACAUGUUUUCCAAGUGCAGGAGUGAGUUUAAGUUUCAUAUUAAGGACACAGAAGAGAAUUUGCAGGUUUUAAACCAAACAUUGGCUGAGGUUCUCUUUCCAAUGGACAAGAGGAUGGAUACAAUGAGUGAACAACUAAAUGACCUGACAUACGAUAUGGAGAUUCUUCAACCUUUGCUUGAGCAGGGAGCUUCCUUAAGACAAACAGCGACGUAUGAACAACCAGCAGAAGUAAUAGCAGCAAAGAAAAAGGUGGAAAUUAUGGGGAAGGCUAUCAACAGUCUAAAUUUUCUUAUGAAAGAACUUACCAAAAAACAUAGCUCACUUAGAAAUGAAGUACAGAGGCGUGAUGAUACUUUGGAAAGACGUGUUAGUGAAUAUGCCUUAGAAAUGGAAGAUGGUCUAAAUAAAACCAUGACUGUUUUAAAUAAUGCCAUCGAUUUUAUUCAUGAUAACUAUGUGCUAAAAAGCACUUUAAAUGAUAUAAAGGAUAAUUCUGAGGUUCAUCAUGAAUGCACCCAAAAGAUGCAAACUAUCUUGUCCUUUAUUCCCCAAUUUCAGCGUUUGAAUGCUUCUAUUGAUAUUUUGGUCAAUGACCAUGAAAGAUAUGACUUUGUUUUACAAGUUGCCAAGGCCCUCAGUGAACUUCAGAAAGAUGAGAAACUAAGCCUGUCUUACUUCCAAAAGAAUUAUCAAAAGUUAAAUGGAACCACUUCUGAAAUCAUUAAAUACCAGCAAAAGCUGGGUCAUUUGGAAGAAAGCAUACUUGAAAUCACAAAGAUUUCCAGAAAUUAUGAAACUCGAUUGCAAGGCAUUGAGUCUAAAAUGGCCCAGACUCUCAUACCUUCUUUUGUGUCACUUAAAAAAGGCAAUAUGGUUCCAAAUGAGAGAGAUCAGAUCCUUCAGCUACAGGUGUUAAAUUCUAGAUUUAAAGCAUUAGAAGCAAAAUCCAUCCAUCUUUCAAUUAGCUUCUCUUUGCUUAACAAAACUCUCCAUGAAACUUUAAUAAUGUGUCAUAAUGCUUUUACAAGUAUAUCAGAAGUGAACACUACCAUACCAAAGAGAAUAAAGGCUUCUUUGCCAGAUAUGCAGCUUCUCCAGAAAGGUCUAUCCGAGUUUGUGGAAUCAGUAAUUGAAGCAAAAACUCAAACAGCCUUAUCUAAUUUAACUUGGUAUAUAGAUCGAUCAUUGCCUGGGAGUCUUGCAAAUGCUCUCAAGCCUCAGAAGCAGGUAAAACCUGGACUAAAGAAACUUAAUACAUCUAAGAAAUCUACAGUGAAUCUGACCACAGUCCUGAUUGGCCGGAAUCAAAGAAACACGGACAGUGUUGUAUUUCCUGAGGAGUAUUCAGGCUGUAGCAAGUCUCCAUGCCAGAAUGGGGGCACGUGUAUCAAUGGAAGAACUAGCUUUAUCUGUGCUUGCCGGCAUCCUUUUGCUGGUGACAACUGUACUGUGAAACUGGUGGAAGAAAGUGCCUUAGCUCCGGAUUUUUCCAAAGGCUCUUACAGGUAUGCCCCGAUGGUGGCUUUUUUUGCAUCUCAGACCUAUGGAAUGACGACACCGGGUCCGAUCUUGUUUAAUAACUUGGAUGUCAAUUAUGGAGCCUCAUAUACUCCCAGAACUGGAAAAUUCAGGGUUCCUUACCUUGGCGUGUAUGUUUUCAAGUACACGAUUGAAUCGUUUAGUGCUCAUAUCUCUGGAUUUUUAGUGGUUGAUGGAAUUGACAAGCUUACAUUUGAGUCUGAAAAUAUUAACAGUGAAAUACACUGUGAUAGGGUUUUGACGGGAGAUGCCUUGUUAGAAUUAAAUUUUGGGCAGGAAGUGUGGUUGCGACUUGUCAAAGGAACAAUUCCAGCCAAAUUGCCGCCUGUUACUACAUUUAGUGGUUACUUAUUAUACCGCACAUAA